Molecule: messenger RNA, 792 nt
Organism: Benincasa hispida (wax gourd)
Lineage: Eukaryota; Viridiplantae; Streptophyta; Magnoliopsida; Cucurbitales; Cucurbitaceae
Source: RefSeq, a predicted model, not a curated record
AUGACAACUACCAGAUAUGAGAUUGAGAAAUUCGAAGCCAAGACAGAUUUUGAAUUGUGGAAAGCAAAGAUUAAAGUAGUUUUGCGGAAGCAAAAGGCACUUUUGGCCAUUACAGACCCUGCGAAGUACCCUAAAAUACUUUUUAAGGCAGAAAAAGAGACUAUCGAAUCAAAUGCAUAUGGAACCAUCGUUCUCAAUGUCAUAGACAGUGUUUUGAGGCAAAUUGUGGAUCGACCUACUGCCUAUGCCCUGUGGAAUAAGUUGAAUGAUAUUUAUCUCAACAAAGAUCUACCCAACAAAGCUUUCUUGAGGGAAAGAUUCUUCACGUAUAAGAUGGAUCCAGCAAAGUCCCUCACAGACAAUCUUAAUGAGUUCAAGAGUCUGUCUUCUGAUUUCAGAUCGAUUGGAGAUAAUAUUGGAGAAGAGAAUGAAGCAUUCAUAUUAUUGAAUUCUCUACCAGAAACUUUCAAAGAUGUAAAGACUGCAUUGAAGUAUGGUAGAGAAAGAAUCACCACAUAUGCUAUUAUAUCAGCUGUAAGCGUCAAAGAGCUUGAAUUGCAAAUGACUAAGAAGGAUCAACCAAGAGGUGAAGGUUUUUUCCCUAAAGGGAAUAACAAGACAAUGGGAAGGGCAAAUAGAACAAUGGAGAUGUGUAUAAGAGACAGCAUGAAAAAGGACUGUUAUGCCUUGAAGAGAAAAUUGAACCAACAGAAUAAGGGGGGUAAACAGACCGAGGCUGCUGUAGGUGAGAAUUCCCUAGUCUAUUCAGAUGCUUUAGCUGCUACUGAAUAA